AUGGUCUUCGAGGAUGAGAGCAGCGACGACUUGUCCAGCCUGCAGAUCUCCUCCGACGACGACGGUAUGCAUUAUCAGAUUCCUGCUAGCAUUGAAGACCAAGACUACAAUGGCUUGGAGAAGGCACCAGAGGGGCUCUGCGUGGAGCAUCGGCUGCCAACUGAGCGCCGUGUAGCUUUUGAAUCAUUUGAGACGGGCAGGAGGUUUCAAGAAGGACUGCUAGGAGGAAGGAUAACAGAAAGUUCACUUACUAUCCACCACCUUAAAGAAGAGAAAAGGAAUAUGGAUGCCAACUAUGACAAACUAGUUGAAGAUGUCCAUCAACUUCUCAAUGCACAGGAGGACACAGUGUUGGAUUUCAGCUAUGUGCAAGCUAAGGAGAAGAGAGCUGAGGUUUCCAGUGCAUCAGCUGUGGCUGGCAUGAAGAGUGAGAUGGAGAAGAAAGAGGCAGAGAACUUUAAGCUGAAAGAGAAGUAUAAAGUGCUGAUGGACCUGGUAGAAGCUCAAGGCGGUGUCAUUAGGAACCUGAAGAUGAAUCAUUUGAAAGAGAAGGAAAAGCUAACUGUAGGCAACAACAAUUUAAAGAUUCAGGUUGAUGAGCUCACCAAGUCUGUGAAAAAACUCACAGAAGAGAAUGUGCAGCUGAACCUUCACAUGUCUGAUCUCAAGAGGGGACAUGAGAAUCUGAUAAAACGCAUGGAUGAAUUAAAGCUCCAGCUAGCUGUUCAGUUCAAUUCACUGGAGAAGAGCAAAGAGAAGUUGAAGUUGAUCCAUGACAUCUUGAAGGAAUGA
Molecule: messenger RNA, 792 nt
Organism: Aegilops tauschii subsp. strangulata
Lineage: Eukaryota; Viridiplantae; Streptophyta; Magnoliopsida; Poales; Poaceae
Source: RefSeq, a predicted model, not a curated record